Cherax quadricarinatus is the source of this 5738-nucleotide messenger RNA. The record is from RefSeq and is a predicted model, not a curated record. NCBI's taxonomy places the organism in Eukaryota, Metazoa, Arthropoda, Malacostraca, Decapoda, Parastacidae.
UCUCCUGCUGCCCCGCUACCUUCUUCGCUGCCCCCUUCUCCUGGUAUGCAUCCCCAGGCCCGUCUAGGACACCCAGAGGCUGGGCAGGCUGGUGGAUGGGCGGGGCCAGGACUCAGGAAGGUCCUUGGUGGAUUCGAUGUGGAGCUGGAGCCUCUUGCCCUCGGCCAGUCGCUUAGUCGGUGUGCGCGCGGACAGUCGGGGACUCCAGAAGCUGAGGCGCCUCGCGGACUUCGUUGCUGAGCCGAAUUACCGCCGCUGCAGCGUGAGACUCUGUCGUAGAACAGUGACCACGAGAAGCACCAACUAGCGACUCACCGGGAUGGGUUGGACAACCAGAAUACUCAUCGUGUCCCUAUUAGGACUCGUGGCAUGCCAGCAGCGGUCUAUAAGCGGCGGAGGUCGGCGACGACAACGAAUUUCGGCAAGCAAGUCCAGCCAAGCCUCCUUUAACUGUCCGCAGGACUUCGGCUACUACCCUCACCCGACGGACUGCACGCAGUACUACGUCUGCGUCUUCGGUGGAGCACUUCAGGAGUCCUGUACCGGAGGACUCGUAUACAGCCACGAGCUGGAGACGUGUGACUGGCCUCGCAACGUGGACUGCAACCCGUCCUCUGGUGGCUCCGGUGUCUCCACGGUCAAGGUGACUGAUCCCAGGACCCAGAGCACUAGCUCAUCCAGGGCUGCCACCGAGGCCCUCACACCAUCCGUCGGCAGUUUCGACCCUCGCUUCGACCACACCUUCAGUUCCUCCCAGACCCACCACACCGCCAGGCCUUUCGAGGACGGGGAUCGAAGCGGCAACCAGCGAGCCCUCUUCCGCCAGUCGACCAGCCCCAAGCAACAGGCUCUCACUUCUUCUCAUUUCUCCCAGCAGGCUUUCUUCGACACCCCAGUGGCUGAGCAGAACGGCCGACGGUCUCAACAGCUCAUCGCUAAACCCGUCACCGUACGACCACAGGUGUUCAGGCCAACCACCGUGAGGUCACUGACGGCUCUUAGGCCUACCCAGCCAGCCUCCCCACACUCACCUCCUCUGGUCAACGACAACAACUACACCGAUCUCAACUUCACUGAUAACGACUUCUUGUAUUACUACGAUGACCUCCUAUACGACUACUACGACCCUAAUACCCAAACAGCACCCACUACCCAGCAGCCCGUCCACCGACCUGCAGCAACUCACUCACCUAUAAGGGAGGAAGUAGUUGCUACCAGGGGAGUGGAGUUCGUGACUCGACCUCCACCACCUCCACCAACCACGACCACCUCCACCACCACAACCACCACCACCACCUCUACCACUAGCACAACGACUACUACCCCCCGUCCCCGCACUACUACUACUACUACCACCACCACUACCACCACUCCCGCUCCCAAGAAUGCCCCAAAACUGAGGCCCAUUCCUGUCAGAAUGCGUGUGGAGCCUUCCUCCAAGACAUUCGUCAGAGGAGGAGAUUCUUCCAGAGGAGAAGCUUCCUCCUUCCGUUCCUCCUCUUCUUCCUCUCCCUCUUCCUCUCUUCGGGCAGCCAGCACCUCCUCUAGGACCUCCGCGGCCUUUGAGCACCAAGAACCUGCCCCUUCAUCACCCUUCUCAAACUCCAGGGACGGUAUAACCAAGGCCUUCGAAAUUUCCGACUUUGACUUUGAUUCUACACGCCCCGUCUCGUCCUUUUCCUUCUCCGGAAUUCCCGAUCCUCAGCCACCCACCCUCAGUCCUACCAAAGUCACUCCUACCUACCAACCACAACCUAACAGACAACAUAAACAAUCCCAUAAUGCCCGUGUUGAGUCUGACUCGAGGUCAGCCUCUCACUCUCCCUCCUCACUUUCCUUCUCAUCCUCUCCUUCGCAGUCCUCUGUUUUUUCACACUCCCAGCCCUCUGAUGUGCCCCAGAGCGCCCCACCACCUCACUUUGCGAGAAUCCCAGCAAUUGGGAAUGCUAAGACGGUCCACAGUCAGGAACAGGGAAGCUCGUUCUCUCAGUCAGCGUCCCAGGCACUGAGAGCCCUGUCCAAUAUUCCCACCGCCUUCCCAGAGACUCUUUCCGACACCCCAGAUGACACUCCCAUACAAGAAUCAUUCUCAUCCUCUUCCUCUUCCCGAAUCCCCAGCACUAGACCAACCCUAAAAUCCCUAUCCUCUCAGUCCUCUUCCACCAAUUCUGGUUCCUCUAGGUCAUCCAAGAAUCCUUCGAGCAGGAGCAACACGAGACAGCCUAACUCAAACCGAAGUCCUCCCAGAGAAUCUUCCACCCCCUCUCUUGCUGCCGUCGACUCAUCUGUGCCAAAGAGGAGUAGCCGCAUCACCUUGAAGCCUGUGUCAGUGCUCGCUCCGUCAGCACCCUCGCGAGAUAUCUGGAGAUUCCCCCCGAGGAGGCCUGCCCCUCAGGGUCCUACUCCUCCUGUUGACACCAAGGCUACUAAGUGUGAUCCUAAACUUUGCCGCCUUCCUGACUGCUAUUGUGGAGGCAGAGACAUCCCAGGCGGCUUCCUCCCAGCCGAGACUCCCCAGAUCGUUCUGCUGACGUUUGAUGACUCAGUGAAUGACCUGAAUAGACCGCUGUAUAAAGAUCUCUUCGAGAAAGGUCGCGUAAAUCCCAACGGCUGUCCAAUCGUCUCAACUAUGUAUGUUUCUCAUGAAUGGACCGAUUAUUCCCAGGUUCAGAAUCUAUAUGCUGAAGGUCACGAGAUAGCGUCUCACAGUAUUCAACAUAGCUUUGGAGAACAGUUCUCUACCAAGAAGUGGGCGAAGGAGAUCGCUGGCCAGCGGGAGAUCCUGUCAGCAUACGGCGGCGUCAAGAUGGAGGACGUGAGGGGCAUGAGAGCUCCCUUCCUUGCCGUGGGUGGUAACAAGAUGUACAGGAUGUUGUGGCAGGAAAACUUCACAUACGAUUCCUCUAUGCCGGUCUACGAGAAUAAUCCACCCAGCUGGCCCUACACUCUCGACUACAGGAUCUUCCACGACUGCAUGAUCCCUCCUUGUCCAACAAAUUCAUAUCCUGGAUUGUGGCAAGUGCCCAUGGUCAUGUGGCAGGACUUGAAUGGAGGUCGGUGCUCGAUGGGUGACGCCUGCACCACACCCCCAGAUGCUGAGGGAGUCUACAAGAUGCUGAUCAAGAACUUCGAGAGACACUACACCACCAACAGAGCGCCGUUUGGUUUGUUCUACCACGCAGCGUGGUUCACCACGCCUCACCACAAGGAAGGUUUUAUCGCCUUCCUGGACACCAUCACAGCUAUGGAUGACGUUUGGCUCACCACCAACUGGCAGCUUAUCCAGUGGUUGAGGGAUCCAACUCCACUCAGCAGGAUCAAGAACUUUGCUCCCUUCAGCUGUAACUAUUCGGACCGCCCCAAGUGCACCACCAAGAAAGUAUGUAAUGUAUGGCACAAGGGAGGAGUGCGCUACAUGAGGACGUGUCAACCCUGCCCGGAGACCUACCCUUGGACGGGAAACACAGGCGUUAACAGUCCUCUCAACGACCCUUAAUCAUCCCCAUCUCUCACAACGAUCUCUCCUACCCUUUCUUUUGGUUUCUUCCUCAGCGGUACCGCCAGCACCACCGCCUCCCUGUCCCUUGCUUCAUUUCCCUAUUCUCCUCCAUCUCCCUUUGUGAUCAUGUGAUAUUUUGUUAUGGUGUGGUGGGUGGCGGGUCCUGAGAGAGCUUACCCUGACGCGGCUGUGACCAUUAAUCUGCAUCAGGUGAAUGCUCCUACCUGAUGACUUUAACAAAUCUCCUAUUUUGUAUUUAUGAUUUUGAAGAAAAAUAGUCGUUCUAACUGGAUAAGUGUGUCGGUGAAUCCUUAUGUGCAGACUCCACAGUAUUCUCUAAAUGGUAUUUACGAUUUGGAAUAAGUUGAGCGAUUAUAUUAGCUGGCAUUUGUCAGAGUUGCGAGCGGCGCCGAUAAAGCAUCCUCUUAGUGUUCCAACCUUACAUGUUUAACUCCACUACUUGUGUCCAGAAACAGUACACACUAACUUUCGGCCACUGGAUCUCCCACUUCUUUUGUACAUGCUUAAGUGCGUCGUUUUUUUUUUAACUGUCAUUGUCAAUCAUGAACCCAGAUGAUUUAGCUAUUUACAGUAUUUCAAGCAUUGGAACGUACAAUUGCACAUGGCUGCUAGUCGUAAAUAUGAAGUGAGGAUCAGUAAACUGAGUCAAUAUUUACGAGUCAUUAUUUCUUGUCCUUGUAGUCUUGUGUUGCGACCAAGCAAGUAAUGUUAUAUUAAAUUUAAAGGAUUUUAAAUACCAACAGAGCAACUUUAUUCAUAUAUAUAUAUAUAUAUAUAUAUAUAUAUAUAUAUAUAUAUAUAUAUAUAUAUAUAUAUAUAUAUAUAUAUAUAUAUAUAUUUAUAUCCUAAUUAAACGAAUUUCAGAUUUCCAUCUGAAAAUACUUUGGUGAUGCAUAGCAAUUACUUUUUCGAUCAAUGAUACUUCCAAUAAUUAAGCUCGUGACACAGAAUAUUUCAACGUCGAGGAGCAAGUUGAUACCAGCCAGUAAAUACUGUUAUGUGAAUGUUACUGAACCUCAUCCUCUUUGUCAGUGUGGCUUAACACCGUCGUCCACACCUUUCCUGCUCUUCUCUGGCGUAAGUUAACAUCACAUGUCAGUGACACAUAGGUACAGCCAAGAAAUAACUGUUCAGUAUAGGAAAAAGGUGAUUGCACCGGCAAUUUUUGUCUUGAGAAAACGAAUAUAUCAGAAUUAUAGCCUUGAAUAUUGGCUAAAGUAUGAUACACUGGCGAAUCAUCUCAGAUUAUGAAUCAAGAAUUAAUACAUCUGUUUACAAUGAGAAUUUGAUCAGGGGAUCAUGAAGUCCCUUUUGCCUUAUACUGUUGAUAAUGACGUGGGUCUCCACAUACAGCAUGAGGAUCCUUAUACCGUGAUACAUGAUGAAUGGUUCUCCUCUCAUUCCUAGGAAGACAUUAAUACGUGACAUGAUCAGAUGAUUUUGAUGUUUAUGUUUUCCUUAGAGUUUAUUUUCCUAUUGAAUUAUAUAAGAAAAUUGACCUUACGGAUGCAUGACUGUCACUCAAAAAUGCCCGAUCCUGCCACCUGUUAAUUUAUGUAGACUAAGGAUGCAAUGUAGAUAUGUAUAUAGAUAUUUCUUUUACUUGUUAUAACUAUAUUAAAAAAAAUAUGGUUAGAAACAAAAUAAUGUGCCGUUGCUAUAUCCGUGCAAUAUAUAAACUAAAGGCCUUAGUUCUCUUCGAAAUUAGGACUUUUGUCAAAUUUAAAUGACUUUAACCUGUUGAUUGGAUAUUAUUCAGCCCUUUUAUUGAGUGGCAUUCCAUAUUAACGUUUAGGAUUACGCCUUUUUUGACUUUUUAUAUUUGAACUAUACAUAUAUAUUAAAAGUUUUUGUCUUUAUGACGAGAGGAAUUUAAUUUUUCCUUUUUUCUCUCGCCUGUGCCAAGAGCACUGUUACCACUCUAAGGUGUCACAAGAUACCCACUGUUACCACACCCAAAUGUCAUGUACUGACCACUAAAACGGAGUUUUGGGUUGAAGAUACCUGGAGUAUAUCUGGAGAGGUUUUCGGGGAUCAACCCCCCGCGGCCCGGUCUGUGACCAGGCCUCAUGGUGGCUCAGGGCCUGAUCAACCAGGCUGCUACUGAAGUUUGCAAACAAAAAAUAUUUUAAGAAAAUGGGAUCUCUACAGAAAACCAAAAAGCUGACAAAAAACAGCUUAUCUAAUGGAAAAUAAGAUCUACGGAAAAUUAUAAUAA